AUGACGGUGUGUAUACAAGUGUUGUGCCUGUCAAUUGAUGACUUCCAAGCUGAUGACAACAACUCGUACAUCAUACUGGGUGGGAACCAUUUAGUAUCAGCUAUGAAGCUUAUCAUGGCGGAUCAGACCAGCAGUGAUUAUGAAUGCCUAGGCAAAGUCAAUGCGCAGGUGUAUGUGGGAUUAAAUGAUGUGGAAGCGUUGUACUUGUCAUCCCUCCACAAUGCUAAGACAAAAACACUACAGCUGUCCUUCCAGGAUAAAGUACGAGUUGCCCGACGGGCAUAUAUGAAAAAUGAGGACUCGUGGAAAGAAGAGGCUGUUGUAUCUUUGGGAUACAUAGAGGGAAAGACGCAUACGAAGGCCGGUUUGUCCACAAUCUUAUCAGUGGCAUGUUAUUCCACAAAUAAUUACCUGCUAGUUGAACAAGUGUUCAACCACUUCAGUGAUGGAUCGUUCCCCCAAAUGCUGUUCCGAAACUUACAGUCAGUCGCAGAUGAUAAGAGGACCCCCUACCUGUCCAAAGCUGUUGGGACGAACGGAGUAAAAGUGUCCCGAAUCAUUGUGGCAGACAAACGGAGGGAAAACUUAAAGAUCCUUGCAUGUCAGUCGCUAAACCAGCAAACAUGGGAAGAUGUUGAAGAACAUUUCUUCAAAUCUGAAGAAAUGCUCCGUUACACGGGAGAAAUUUCUUCACCUGAAGGAAGGGGGAGAUAUGUCACUUUUGUGAACAAACUUUCAUUGAACAGUGACAAUUGUGUAAUAAUUUCCAUAAUUGUUAAUGGAAUUGAGAGGACAUUCGACAAUGAGAUACUCGGGAAGAAAAUCAAAGAAAUCAAGACAUUGGUCGAAAAAGAAAUAAUGAAUGAGGAAUAAUGCAAUUUUAUUAUAGUAAUGCACUUCGUCCGUCUGUCAGUUCAUCCGUCCGUCCGUCCAUCUGUCCGUCUGUAUCAUUUAUUGUCCAGCCUAUAACUUAUUUAUGCAUUGAUUGAUAACCAUAUUACUUGGUACAAAUGUUGUCCUCAUUGAUGAUGUGCAGUGACCUUGACUCGGAUCAAUACAUCAAAGGUCAAGGUCACACGAGACAUUAAAAGGUCAGAGUACACAUGCUAGUGUCCGUGCUAAAACUUACUCAUGCAUUGAUUGAUUACCAAAUUACUAGGUAAAAAUGUUGUCCUCAUUGACACGAUGUGCAGUGACCUUGAAGAGGGUCAAUACCUCAAAGGUCUAGGUUUCAUGAUACUUCUUUAGGUCUGAGUACACCCGCUCGUUUCCGUACUUAUGCAUUUCAGGAUUACCAAAAAAACUAUAACUUGGUACAAAUGUUGUCCUUAUUGUGCAAGGAUCUGGACCUGAGUCCAGUAUCUUAUGGUCGAGGUCACAUAUGCCAUUUGAAGGUCAUAGUACACAUGCUUGUGUCCAGGCUUUUUACAUUUAGCAGUGAAGGCAUGUCAAUUAUUAUUAUAUUCAUUGACCUUAUAGAUUUCAUGUACUUUUAGCAACAAUAACUGAAUUGAUCCAAGAACACGUACCAAUUGCAAUUCGUGCUAGUAAUCCAUCAUUACGUUUUGGGUCCAUAUUAUGACAAUGCUAAAUAGAGGAUAAGAUAUUAAUGCUAUUUGAAAGUGUUUCAACAAGUUGCACAGAUUGAUAUUUGGCGCAUUAUAUCAAGCAAUAUCAUUAGGUGAAACAAGCUUAAUAUAUAAAAAUACAAUGGACUCAAAUGCGAUUAUAUAUUUACAACAUGUGUUUUCUCUUCAAAAGCAUUAAAACUAUGUUAUGACGUCACCACAACACAUAUGUAUCACUUGAUCAUAUAUAUUUAAGGCUUGCUAUUUCAUCAAUGUUAUACAUCAAGGACUAAUUCUCCUUCUUAUUUUUAGUCAAAAUAAUCUUUAAGAAUCUUUAAAUGAUAUUGAAGGUUACCGAUCAAACUAAUUGUAUUACCUACAUUUCCACUCUUGACCAGUUGUGUACAAUUUUGGUCAGAUUAAACGUAUCAGUCAUGUUGCGAGAUAAACAAAAUAUACUAAAAAACAACGGUAGGGGACUGCCUUGUUCCAAUUAAUAACUAUAAUAUAGUGCUCUGGCCAAGACCUGAAAAGGGAUGAUUUAUUUAAUCACUUGCAAAGGACAAUGAUCACUACCUAUUGUGUAUGAGCUGCAAAUACUUUUACUAGGUUUGCCAUGAAUACUUUAGCUGUUAUAUAUACUUCAAUGUCAACAGAACGGAUGUUAUUUUAGGAAUGAAUUGUGGGGUUGAUGUCAUUUCGGUUAUCAAUGCAAAUGGGCUGGUCAAAGUGUGUGGAGUCCAAAAGACUUGAUGCAUACUUUGACCAGCCAAAAUGCGUUCAUAUCUCCGAAAAUGACAUCGGUCCUGCAAUUUAUAACUUAUAUUAAAACCAAUAGUUCAUUACUUUGAAAUAACACUUAGUAUUUAGAUAGAUGGCUUGAUAGAAGAUGCAUUGGGCUGGUACCAUAAUCCUUUAAUGCAUAGUUAUAAAAUCCACCCCAACAGCCAUUCUUCACAAUUGGUGCUUGUCCAGGCAAUAACUGCAAAAACUACUGAUGGGACUGAUAUGAUACUUUGUAUUUACACAAAUUGCAAUGAGAGUGAGUGUACUGCACAUUCAUCAUAAGCCUAUCAUUCAUAUUAAGGUAGCACAUUCCUUAUGAGAACCGCCACUUGAAACUUGUUAAGCUCAAUGCUUUUCACCCCUUGCUGUAUACAAACAUGACUACCAAACUUUUGGGGGUUUCAAGGUAGCGCUACGGUUCAAAUACAUCAAUAACCAUCAUAAAUGUUUUUCAUUUUCAUACAUUUCUUGGCAGGAGUUCAUCUGCUCCAUACCUUCAAUAUUGAUGGAUUUCAAUUGCUGCUUUUGUGCUUCAUUCAUUGUAAAUUAGCUUUAAAUUUAUUAUUCAA
Mya arenaria is the source of this 2923-nucleotide messenger RNA. RefSeq lists its product as uncharacterized. The transcript has 8 exons. Lineage: Eukaryota; Metazoa; Mollusca; Bivalvia; Myida; Myidae. The record is from RefSeq and is a predicted model, not a curated record. The coding region runs from base 1 to 873 and encodes 290 amino acids.